Messenger RNA from Phalaenopsis equestris, 663 nucleotides. RefSeq names its product magnesium-dependent phosphatase 1. NCBI's taxonomy places the organism in Eukaryota, Viridiplantae, Streptophyta, Magnoliopsida, Asparagales, Orchidaceae. The record is from RefSeq and is a predicted model, not a curated record. Gene Ontology annotation, molecular function: acid phosphatase activity.
UUUUGAAUCUGGAUUCAGAAGUUGAACCAGAAAGACAAAUGACCAUAUGAACGAGAAACAAAUGAGAAGACCGCAGGAGUAAGAAAAUUAGACGCUUCCAAGGAGAUCGAAGAGAUUUCCCAAAACUCUAAGGGAGCCUUGGAGGAACCUCGCGAUACUCGCUCAUCUCUCAAGAAGCGUUUUUUUUCGUAUGUUAAUAUCAUUCCUGUCUCCCAAAUCCCACUUAUCUUAAUUAUGGUCAAGAAAUGAUUUCAACCUGAAGCAAAAAGAAGAAAAGCGGAACCAUUCGUCUAGAUCUUACGUCGUCCGAUCGAUCCCCGCGACGACACACCAGCUGCUCAUCCUCAUUGUGGUUGUUGUCGUCUGAAGAGAGGUAAAGAAAUGGAGGGCGAGAUGGUUAAAGACGAGGCUCUGCGUAUCAUUAGCCUCUUCGAAGUUCUCCCGAGCUUGGUCGUCUUCGAUCUUGAUUACACCCUUUGGCCUUUUUACUGUGAAAUGCGCUCGAAAAGGGAAAUGCCAUCUUUAUACCCACAAGCUAAGGGCAUCAUACAUGCAUUUCAGGAGAGAGGAAUAGAAAUGGCAAUUGCUUCACGAUCGCCCACUCCUGACAUCGCUAACACGUUCAUUGAUAAGCUCAGUUUGAAGUCGAUGUUUGUAGCCAAG